AUGGAAAUAGCCUUGAGCGAGCCUUGCAUGCCAAAGGAAUGGUGGCCGAACAGGAUGAACCAGCUGUGCAAAGUGUGCGGAGAACCCGCCGCUGGAUACCACUUCGGAGCCUUUACGUGCGAAGGAUGCAAGUCCUUCUUCGGCCGCACGUACAACAACUUGGCGGCGCUGGGCGACUGCAAGAACAGCGGCCAGUGCGUCAUCAACAAGAAGAACAGGACCUCGUGCAAGAGCUGCAGGCUCAAGAAGUGCCUCAUGGUCGGCAUGUCCAAAAGCGGCUCCCGGUACGGACGGCGCUCCAACUGGUUCAAGAUCCACUGCCUGAUCCAGGACCAGGCGGAGAUGAACUCGCGCAUCGCUGAGCAGCAUCAGUUGGGCGGCGCGGCUCCGCAGCCCCUGACAGCUUUGUACGACAAGGACAUGCUGGGCCACCACUACGCAGCCAAGGCGGAGGAGGCCAACGGCACGAGUUCUCCGCUGUGGUCGUCGGACAAGCCGCCGUCGUCGCCGGCCUCCUCGUAUCCCCCGCCAUCGUCGUCCGCCAGCACCGUGGCAUCAACGCCGACGGCCUGCGAGACCAAAUCCUCGAACGGAGAAAGUCCAACGAAUACCGACGCAUUCGCCUACCAUCCCAUGUCGCCCGUGUCGCCCAUCUCUCCGUUGCAUCCGAGCAAAUUCUUCUUCCACCCUGGCGCCGGCGUGUUUUUCGGCAAGGCGCCUAUCACUCACAACGGACUGUCCAAGCUCUACGCCGAGGGUGGCGGCGCCAUUGCCUAUCCGUACUCCCCCCGGUACCUCCCGUUCGGCCCGGUCAAACCGUACCGGGACAUGCUGCACCCGUCUACGCUGGUCGUCAACGGCGAGUGCCUAGCCGACUUGCCCGAGCAGGAAGGGCCCAUUGACUUGUCCGUCAAGAAGGCUCCCUCGCCCAACGCCACGCCAGCCCGUGAGGGCGACGGCCAACUCGCCGGAGAGGACGAGGACGUCAAGCCCGCGGUCUUGGCGCCGUCCUCCUCUUGGGCCGUCGCCGAGAUUCCGCUCGACCUGAGGAGCGCGAAAAAGUGCUAA
This is a messenger RNA of Ixodes scapularis (black-legged tick), 1068 nucleotides long. RefSeq names its product knirps-related protein. Lineage: Eukaryota; Metazoa; Arthropoda; Arachnida; Ixodida; Ixodidae. The transcript is spliced from 4 exons. The record is from RefSeq and is a predicted model, not a curated record. Gene Ontology annotation, biological process: regulation of DNA-templated transcription. The coding region runs from base 1 to 1068 and encodes 355 amino acids. Gene Ontology annotation, molecular function: zinc ion binding; sequence-specific DNA binding; DNA-binding transcription factor activity.